CACAAAUUGCAGCGUUGAAAAUGUCGUCUCCUCUCGUCGAGAAGUUCUUCCUUUUAGCCACCCAGCCAGCCCUCCAUCUGUCUGCGCCUGUGUCGGGCAAUGCGAAGAUGGCCAAACUGGCCCGACACCGGCGUGUCUGUCUCAUUCCGAUUGCCCUCCUCUGCACUGAUCUGCGUCACCCUCGCAAACACGGCUUCUCUGUCAACGUGCAACGUCUGUGACGGCGGCUGCGAUUGCGCUGCAGCCAGUGGUGACCACGUCGGAGUGCGUGAUGGCCACAGCACAAUAGAAGACGGUGAAUUGCGAGACCUGGAAGACAAGUAGGGAGAAUAUGCGUGGUUUAUGUCUGUGCAGCAUUCACUGACUGCACACCUGUCAGUUUGAUCCGCCACGACAGUCCAAUGAGCGUCUUGCUCUCGCCUUUGUCUUCGUCUGACCUUGAGCACGUGUUUGACAGCACGCGUGACGUCGCUGAUCGGCGCGUCCUUUCCGUCACUGCACAAGCUGUUGGCAAAGUGCUCGAAAGAAGACAACUCUUUAUCGGUCUGAAGAAACAGAGGUAUGUUGCCAUACUCGGUUCUUUGCUGGCUUCGUCAUUGUUCCACCUGCGUUUUGAGUUGAUCAGCUAAGGGGCCCAACAGGCAGGCAGCCAACAAAUCGGCAGUCUCCACCCACCACCACACCGCCACAGCCCACCGCGCCAACGCAUCUCCAUCAAUACCCUCUGUGCUGAUCCCACGCACUACCCCAUCUGCAUAGCUCAGCACUUGCGCCCACAGAGCACGCUCAUCAGCAGAAGGGACAACGUCCAAAACGAAAAGCGCUUCCAUCAGAUGCAUCACCCUCCUCAGCCACGAGAGCUGCCUGUCACCGUGCGGCCUGAGAGUCUCGUCACCCACCGAAGCUCCAUACAGACCCAGCUGCCUGUGUAUGUCGCUUGUUGGAUCAGGCACAGCGUUGACAGACUCGAAGUGGCCGACCUCAGGUAAGAGUGAUGACGGACCGUCGCCGAUUGGCACUUGCGAAGAUGAUGUGUCGGUCGGGGCACCUUCUUGCUGGUCAAUGAGGACAGAUGCUUGCUGCGCAUAGUGUCUCAGCAAGGUCGCGGACGCCGUCCUGUGAACAGCGUAACAGCAAAUAGCGAGUGUCAUAGCUUCUUUUGCCUUCACGUCACUUCGUUUGUACCUGACGAAUGUUUCAUCCCGCCAUUUCAGAGCAGCCAGCGCAGCCACCGACCGUUCCAAGUCCCCCAGCCAGCUCGCUACCACCUCUCCUCGCAAGAGCCUCACAUGCCACCAUUCUACCGCAGCCUUGACGAACUCGAAGGCAUUCUCACAUUUGGCUUCCGCCAAUGCGGUGAGGAUCAGCGUGACACCGUGGUGCGAGUUGAAGGGAGAUGGCUGUUUGGCGAGAGGGAGCUGGCGGUGGGGACGCACAUGUGUCGAGUCUUGCGUGAGGAGGGGGGCAAGGGCAUUGCUUGUCGCCUGCCGACACACACACGGAUCAUCAACGUUCUUUUGCCCUUUUGCAUCAGUGUGUCUACCUUAAAGAGCUGUGUAUCGUCGAGGCCCGCCUCUGCGAGCGCGUUGAGCUGAUAGGCCACACUCAUGGCGGACUGCGGCGCAGCAACCCGACCCACAACACGGCCCUCGACCAGCCGACCAAGAGAGGCCAGGAGUGGCUCGUGCUUGAUCCGCAGGCGCCUCAGCAGCGACAGCGCUAUGCAGAUCUCCUCGCCUGAGAAACACCUGAAGGGGCCCAGCCAUUUUUUGCAUGCCUGAACCCCUCAUUUGUCGGUGAAGUGACCUGAUGUGUUUGUGGAUGUGUGCGAGGAGAACGUUGAGUGCCAGCGGCGGCCGAUAGUCCAGGAGGCUGAAAGAUAAGAGGGCGUUGAGCAUGUCAGAACACGCCAUCUCAGACACGCGACGAGGCAACACUGAAGGGGCCGACAACACGCACACGCACACAGACACAGAUACACAAGGCGUCACGAGAAGAGAGAAAUCGCGCCCCCCCGUCCCUCACAUUUGCUCAUCUCGUCGAAAAGCCGAUUGUGUCUAAGCUCCAGAAAUGCGUAAGCGUACAACACAGUGGCGAUGUCGCCGCCACCCAAGUGCUCCACGUGACUCAAAAGAUACUCGCCAGCCACUCUGAGCUCAGACACAAAAAGAACACACAUAAGCUUCCUGCUUCUUCCCCCCGUUGUCUCACCUGAAGACUCUCGGUUCCCUCACAGCUGCCUGUGCGAAGGCCUUGAGGACGACCGCCAGCCGUCUGGGCGGGAACUCACCCACCUGCAUUACAGUCUGCCGCGUCAGGGCACGCCACGCCUCUCGCGAGCGGUAUGAGAGCGCCGCGAAGCACUUGGCCACCGACGCGAGGUUGGUGGCGCUAAAGGGGACCGGACUUGACGAGUCGGUCAACAAACUGGAAAGAGAGGGAAAGAUAGCAUCAGUGUCUGCGUGUCUGUGUCUCUGCUCAUCGUGUCAGUACCCAGCGAUCAUUUUGAGCAGUACAGUAGAUCUCAGCUGCGCAGCUGUGAAGGCCUCACUGCCGUAGACACACACAGAGCACAGCCAGCAGUGAAGAAACGCAUGGACCUGCGCCUUUCCGUGUUGCCACGUUUCACUCACCAGAUGAGGCCGAUGUCCUGUCCAUUCAGUUGAUGGAUGUGGUCAGGAAGGCCCUCGGCCACUGCCUCCAGCAGAGGCACAUUCACAUACGACACACGAGCCCACGCACCAGCAACACCUGCAAUAACAGAGAAGGGAUCCACGGGCAUUCAGUGCAAUUGUUCCACCCCACCCACCCACCUGCUAGCUGUCUGAAUUCUAUGGGUUUGGCGGGCCUGUUGAUCCGCUCCAUUCUCCUCCUCACAAGCCCCUCGUAACUCUCAUGAGCGUCGUCAUUCAGGCCAUCGGCAUCGCUCUCGCCCUCUGCCUCUGUGGCCUCAUCCAGGCAGAAGGACGGAACCAACUCAGACGCUGCUGCUUGCUGGUUGUUUGGUGGGGCUGGGGGUGGUGUGGCGAGGGCGAGAUGGUGGCGCUUGAUGGCCUCCUCAGAGAGCAUCUCCAUCAAAGGCACGUCACUAACUGCAGCAUGCAAGGAACGAAACGUAGUGCGUGAAGGGACGGCUGUUUGUGUCUGUGUGUGUGGGGGCUGACUAUUGAGUUUGGCAAUGGCCACGGCGAAGACAUAAAUGUCGACUCCAUCGAGGCGGUCGCGAAGCUCAAAGGCGCGACGACUCAAGAUCGACCAAAGAUGGGGAUGACGCAACUGAAAAUCAACUGAUUGUCAAUGAGAAUCUAUAUGUGCGAUUCUUCCUCACUCACCUGCAGUCUGAGUGCCUCAUUGACAGCCUUGUUGAGCACAAAGUGGUUGGCCCGGUCAAGCCGCGUCUUCGACACCUGUGGCCACACGCGGCCACGUAACCCUGCACAAAAAGACACCACACACGACUAUCCAUCCAUUAUCUUUUGCAUUCAUCGUCCGCCUACUCAUCGGUGGCCCAGGCUCGGUCAUGGGCAGCGGGUGAGGCGGCCUCUCCCCCCGCAUCCACACUGGCUGCCGACGCAGCGACACAGGGGGCGGGUAGAACGCAGUCAACGAGUCAUCCCCAGAACCGCCAUUGUCUGCCUCUGAUGCUUGGAGGGCGGUGGAUAGGUCCGUGAGCUUCCACCUGGAUAUGCUGUGUCGGAGCUGGACUGAUUUGCGCGAGGGGACGGGCCACGGGGCAUGCAGAGAAGGCAGCGGGACAGUCGAUGACACCGGCGUCGGCUGAUGAUCUUGAUGCAGAGCUGUGUCACUGCUUGGCUGAUGAGCUGGAGCCUGCUGAGAUGCCGGGACGGGCAGGAGACUCUCUGCUUGUGGCUCCGCUGCUGCUGAUGCUGAGGUUGAUAGAUGCCGUCCAGAAAGCGAUGGAUUUCGGUGCUUGAUGGACCCAUUGACGGACAGGCGCACUGGAGAAGCUCUCCUCAUCCUUCCUUUCA
This is a messenger RNA of Vitrella brassicaformis, 3989 nucleotides long. NCBI's taxonomy places the organism in Eukaryota, Vitrellaceae. The record is from the annotation of a GenBank genome assembly.